AAUCCUAGCGAUAGAAACAAAAACUCAGAAGUAAGACCCAACGUCUGUCCAGGGGAGUUUAGUACAUCAGGGCAGAAAGUCAGAACAGAAAAGCAAACAGCUGAGAACAAGAGCAAGAAGGAAGAGAAGAGUGACAGCUACUGGACGGAGGAAGAGAGAGAGAGAGAGAGAGAGAGAGGAGCAGCAGAACGGAGAGGGAGGAGAAAAGAGAGAGAGAUAAGAGUGUGACAAACGGGAGACAUCGAGAGGAAGCACAUGGUGUAAAAAUGCCCACCAACUUCACUGUGGUCCCGGUGAAGGACGGCACGAGAAAAGCAAGAAAGGGGGAUGAGGAGGAUGAUGUGGAUGACAACAACGUACUGAAAGAGGAAGAGGAAGACACCCCAGGUGAUGGUGUUCCAAAGGAAAACAGUCCCUUUAUCAACAACACAGACAAUGACAAAGGCAACAGCUAUGAUGGCACCAACAUGGCUCUUUUUGAGGAGGAAAUGGACAGCAACCCCAUGGUGUCAUCUCUCCUCAACAAACUUGCAAACUACACCAAUCUCACCCAGGGGGCCCAGGAGCAUGAGGAAGCUGAUGAUGAUGAGGGGCCCAAGAAGAAAGCUGUUAAGAGCCCACAGAUGGGGACCUUCAUGGGUGUCUACCUCCCCUGCCUCCAGAAUAUUCUGGGGGUCAUCCUGUUCCUCCGCCUUACCUGGAUUGUCGGCACUGCCGGCAUCUUGGAGUCCCUGGCUAUUGUCGGCUUGUGCUGCUCUUGUACCAUGCUGACAGCCAUAUCCAUGAGUGCAAUCGCUACCAACGGCGUGGUGCCAGCUGGAGGUUCGUACUAUAUGAUUUCCAGAUCUCUUGGCCCAGAGUUUGGUGGAGCUGUAGGCCUCUGUUUCUACCUGGGAACAACGUUCGCUGGCUCCAUGUACAUCCUGGGUACUAUAGAGAUUCUUCUGACCUACAUUGUGCCUAAAGCAGCCAUCUUUGUGGCUGAGAAAAAGGAGGACCAAGUCGAUGCUCUGCUGAAUAACAUGCGUGUUUACGGCACAUGCUGCCUAGCACUGAUGUCUGUGGUCGUCUUUGUGGGGGUGAAAUAUGUCAACAAGCUAGCUUUAGUCUUCCUGGCCUGUGUCAUUCUUUCCAUCCUCGCCAUCUACGCUGGAGUCAUCAAGACCAUCUUUGAGCCACCAGACUUUCCUGUUUGCAUGUUGGGAAAUCGCACUCUGCAGAACCACUUCUUUGACAAGUGUCUUAAGACUGAGGUUGUAGACAACGUGACGGUCACCACCAAGCUGUGGUCUCUGUUCUGUGACAAGCCAGAGCUCAAUGCCACCUGCAACGAGUAUUUUGUCAACAACAAUGUUACUCUGGUGCAGGGCAUCCCCGGGCUGAUCAGCGGAGUCAUUUCAGAAAACAUGUGGUCAGAGUAUGGUCCUCUGGCUAUGUUGGUAGAAAACAGAAAGUUGUCGUCUCUUGGGGGAAGUGACCCUGCCCAGGACAUCUACUUGCCGUAUGUAGUCAAUGAUAUCACCACCUUCUUCACACUGCUGGUCGGCAUCUACUUCCCCUCUGUCACUGGUAUCAUGGCUGGUUCAAACCGGUCAGGUGACUUGAGGGAUGCCCAGAAGUCCAUUCCUAUUGGGACCAUCAUGGCUAUUGCUACCACCUCUGUCAUCUACGUCACCUGUGUGGUUCUGUUUGGGGCCUGCAUUGAGGGCGUUUUGCUUCGAGACAAAUUCGGUGACUCAGUGAAAGGAAACCUUGUUAUAGGCACAUUGUCAUGGCCCUCACCCUGGGUCAUUGUGAUUGGCUCGUUCUUCUCCUGCUGUGGGGCGGGGCUGCAGAGUUUGACUGGAGCCCCGCGCCUUCUGCAGGCCAUCGCACGAGAUGGCAUCGUACCUUUCUUACAGGUGUUUGGUCACGGGAAAGCUAACGGAGAACCUACCUGGGCUCUUCUGCUGACUGCUGGUAUCUGUGAGAUCGGCAUCCUCAUCGCCUCACUGGACGCUGUGGCUCCUAUCCUCUCCAUGUUUUUCCUCAUGUGCUAUCUGUUUGUCAACCUGGCCUGUGCUGUUCAGACCCUGCUGCGAACGCCCAACUGGAGACCACGCUUCAAAUACUACCACUGGGCUCUGUCCUUCCUGGGAAUGAGCUUGUGCCUUGCUCUCAUGUUCAUUUCCUCCUGGUACUAUGCUAUUGUUGCCAUGGCCAUCGCCGGGUGCAUCUACAAAUACAUUGAAUACAGAGGGGCAGAGAAGGAGUGGGGUGAUGGUAUCCGUGGUCUGUCGCUGAAUGCAGCCCGCUACGCCCUCAUUCGCCUUGAGGAGGCUCCACCACACACCAAGAACUGGAGGCCUCAGUUGUUGGUGCUCCUGAACCUGGACUCAGAUCAAGCAGUCAAACACCCUCGUCUGCUGUCCCUCACCACUCAGCUCAAAGCAGGAAAAGGCCUGACAAUAGUGGGAAAUGUUUUAGAGGGAACAUAUCUCACUAAAGAUGCAGAGUCCAAGAGGGCUGAGCAGAACAUCAAGUCCUCCAUGUCAGCAGAGCGGACCAAGGGUUUCUGUCACGUUGUGGUGUCCUCAAACCUCAGAGAUGGCUUCUCCCACCUCAUCCAGUCUGCGGGGCUGGGAGGCAUGAAGCACAACUCAGUCCUGAUGGCCUGGCCUGGGAACUGGAGGCAGUCCAAUGACCCGCAGUCAUGGAAGAAUUUCAUAGAGACGAUACGGGAGACCACAGCCGCCCAUCAGGCCUUACUUGUGGCGAAGAAUGUGGACAGUUUCCCCACCAACCAGGACCGUCUAGGGGAGGGCACCAUUGAUGUGUGGUGGGUGGUCCAUGAUGGGGGCAUGCUGAUGCUGCUGCCCUUCCUGCUGCGACAGCACAAGGUGUGGAGGAAAUGCAAGAUGCGCAUCUUCACUGUGGCCCAGAUGGACGACAACAGCAUCCAGAUGAAGAAAGAUCUCCAGAUGUUCCUUUACCACCUGCGAUUGGAUGCAGAGGUGGAAGUGGUGGAGAUGCAUGAUAAUGACAUCUCAGCCUUCACCUAUGAAAAGACGCUGGUGAUGGAGCAGAGGUCUCAGAUGCUGAAACAGAUGCAACUGUCCAGGACUGAGAGGGAGAGAGAGAUUCAGAGUAUCACUGAUGAAUCGCGUAGUUCAAUCCGGAGGAAGAACCAGGGCGCUGCCCAGGGCCCGAGCUUCAGCCGGCAGUCCUCACCGUUGGAGGACACUCAGGAGGAUGAGGCCCAGCUCAUCCAUGACAGGAACACAGCAUCUCAUGCCACGAUAAACGACAAAGCCGACACCGGGCCUGACCGGGUUCACAUGACUUGGACCAAGGAUAAGCUGUUCACAGAGCGCAAUCGUAACCGCGAGUGCAACGCCAACGUGGCUGUGCGCGACCUGUUUAACAUGAAACCAGAGUGGGAGAGUCUGAACCAGUCUAAUGUUCGCCGGAUGCACACAGCUGUCAAGCUGAACGAGGUGGUGGUCAACAAGUCCCAGGGAGCUCACCUGGUUCUGCUGAACAUGCCUGGACCCCCUCGGAACAGGGGAGGAGACGAAAACUACAUGGAGUUCCUGGAGGUUCUCCUCGAGGGUCUGAACCGGGUCCUUCUGGUGCGAGGCGGUGGCCGUGAAGUCAUCACCAUCUAUUCUUAAAAAAACCUCUUUGACCCCACACUGCACACAUGGGCUGUUGCCAUGGAUACCGGUCAACGGGCAUUCUUGGGGAAUGAAUCCAAACUGGGUUUUUAUGAAAGGCAGGGGUAGUUGGAAGGCGGGACCACUUGUGAUUGACCGAUGGCGUAAAGGACUUGAGGAUGAAGGAAACAACGUUGAGUCAGCUGACUGGCUGAGAGAGCGAGCACAGUGUGAGUCCACGCCGGGCCACAGAACCCCUGCUCAUGGAAGAUAGAGCAUAGAGACACUUUAUAUUUUUCAUUUAACUCUGAAAACGUUGUUUUGUUCUGUUAUAUUUUCAUAUUCUUUCCCUCUUGUGUUGAUGUUGUCAAGUUACUGGCACUCACUGUGUAAAGAUAAGCAAAGAAGAAGUGAACAUGUGCUGUUGAUAUGAAACUCGUAGUCUAUCAUGUUGUCUGGUGCACUCAACUGUGGGAGGGGCAGAGACGUUUGCUGAAUCUGAGGAAAAGAUGACAAUUUAUAAAAUGAAUUUGAACUCAAAUAAGUAAAUACACACAGAAAUGUAGAAAACCAUCUGUCAGCACUCUGCUGCAGAAAGCUCACUCCUAACAGCACCUACUGAGGUUUUAAUAUCAAAUCCAGUCUGCUGAUCUAUAUGGUCUGCGUCACCAUUUGUACUUACAUGUUUUCAUUUAAAAUAGCUUCUCAGAAACUCUUUGAGUCUGAAAGGACAAACAGUUAGUUUAGAAACUGCUGAAACAUCCUGGUUAGGUUGAAGAACGACGGUGGGCUCGUGUCUGUAGUUGAAGCUUCUCCUCAGAAGCUGUAGUGUUGUUACUCUGUGGUUGUUUGCCUUGUCAUG
Seriola aureovittata is the source of this 4497-nucleotide messenger RNA. RefSeq names its product solute carrier family 12 member 7b (gene slc12a7b). Gene Ontology annotation, cellular component: membrane. The transcript is spliced from 26 exons. The coding region runs from base 267 to 3653 and encodes 1128 amino acids. Gene Ontology annotation, molecular function: potassium:chloride symporter activity. Gene Ontology annotation, biological process: chemical synaptic transmission; chloride transmembrane transport; potassium ion homeostasis. NCBI's taxonomy places the organism in Eukaryota, Metazoa, Chordata, Actinopteri, Carangiformes, Carangidae. The record is from RefSeq and is a predicted model, not a curated record.